AUGAACCAUGACGACGAUGAUGUAUCAUCAUGGCUUACACUUUCACUACCAUCUUCACCAUCCCUCGGACCUUUUAACCCACAAACAUUCUUUCAUUCUAACACUACGUACCAUGGUGUUCCUCCUGCUGCUGCACUUUCAUACAAAGAACAAGAUAUGGUGAAUGCAUCAUCUUGUCUUACACUUUCUCUAUCACCACCUCAACCUCAACAGUUAGAAUACGCUCCAUUAACACCUUCAGUUUCUCCUAAUGCUAUCACUAGUAGCAAUAGCGAGGUGAUGGAAAGUCCUCAAACUAUUCAACCACCGUUCCCACCGUUCCCAUGUGCACUUUCAUACGAAGAACAAGAUAUGGUGAAUGCAUCAUCAUGUCUUACACUUUCUCUACCACCACCUCAACCUCAACAGUUAGAAUACGCUUCAUUAACACCUUCACUUUCUCCUCCUAAUGCUAUCACUCGUAGCAAUAGUGAGGUGCUGGAAAGUCCUCAAACUAUUCAACCACCGUUCCCAUGGGCAACUUUAAAGCCCGCCACCGUUCACACUAUCAACCACUUGUUGUAUGAUUUGAAUAUUAACACUAUUUCAGGUACUCUUGAAUGCAAAUUCUGUAAGUUUCAACAAACUGACGUUCGUUUUGAUUUGCUUGAAAAGUUUGAGAAAGUGGCAAAUUUCAUCGAGGAGAAAAGGCCUAAGAUGUUUGAACGUGCACCCGAUCAAUGGAUGAAACCCGUGUUGCCAAAUUGCAGGAGUUGCGGGCCUAAAAGCAAAAUGAGGCCAUUGAUUGGAAAGAAUGAAGAAAUCAAUUGGCUGUUUUUGUUUUUGGGUGAGAUGAUAAGGUGUUGCAAUCUUGUGCAUUUGAAGUAUUUUUGCGAACAUGCUAAUAUUCACAGAACUGGUGCCAAAGAUAGAUUGCUAUAUCAAACAUAUUUGAGUUUAUACAAACAACUCCAACCACAAUGA
Messenger RNA from Lathyrus sativus (Indian pea), 963 nucleotides. NCBI's taxonomy places the organism in Eukaryota, Viridiplantae, Streptophyta, Magnoliopsida, Fabales, Fabaceae. The record is from the annotation of a GenBank genome assembly.